Molecule: messenger RNA, 969 nt
Organism: Triticum turgidum subsp. durum (durum wheat)
Lineage: Eukaryota; Viridiplantae; Streptophyta; Magnoliopsida; Poales; Poaceae
Source: the annotation of a GenBank genome assembly
AUGCAUGUAACCCAGGGGAUCUCGAUGGCGAUCAACGUCAACAAGAUGAUCGAAGUGGGCUGCCAAGUCAAAAUUCUGAUGGCGGAUUGGUUAGCUCGGAUGGAUCAUCACAUCGGUGGCAAGGUCGGUGGCGAUCUGAGUAAGGUACGUGAUGUUGGCCUGUACAACAUUGAGAUGUGGAGAGCGGCCGGCAUGGAUCUCGACAGGGUCGAGCUCGUGUGGCUGUCGGAGCAAAUAAGCCGCCACGUGGACGAGUUCUGGCCGCUUGUCAUGGAUGUUGGCAGAAAAAGCGACACGAAAAGAAUAAAAAAGUCGCUCUGCGUUCAUCGCACGGAUGAUACGAGGGGCCAUGGGAGCUUAGAUCCCUACUUGUUUAGGGAUUUCACUCCUGCCGAGAUAUUCCAUCCUUGCUUGCAGUGUGCCGGCAUAGUGCUGUUUCACCAUCAGGCAGACAUAUGGCUGCUCGACGCAGAUCAGCGUGUUGCCCACAUGUUAGCCAGACGAUACUGCAACCGCCUGCAGAUGAAAGAUGGACCGGUUGCUCUAUUCCACAACGUGCCGCCUAAUUUGCUCGAGUACCCGGAACAUGAGGCGUGGAAUGAUCCCAGAUGGGCCAUCUUCAUGGAGGACGAUGAGGAAAACGUCGGCUGCAAAAUAAAUAAAGCCUUCUGCCCUCCAAAGGUCGCAAAAGGCAACCCUUGCUUCGAGUACAUAAGAUGUAUAAUUUUCCCUUGGUUUGGAAAAUUCGAGGUGGUUCGGAACGAAGGGAAUUGUGGUGCGACGUUUUUUAGCAUGGAGGAGCUUACUGUUGCCUAUGAAAGUGGCAUUCUGCAUCCCGCCGACGUGAAAGAUGCGCUUGAGAAGGCAAUAAACAUGAUGUUGCGGCACAUCAAUGAUCGCCUCAGAAGCAACACCGGAGGCAAAGAACUAGUGGAAGCAAUGGAGCAGCGAUUCAGCAUACCGUGGUGA